UUGUGGAAUCUACACUUAUUCUCCUACGGAGCAUUCAGUAACGUCUACCGUGGUUUCGUUGCGGGCGACACUAACGCACCUAAAGAAGUCGUCAUCAAAAAGACAUGGUCCGGAACUCAGAGAGCAUCUUCACUAACUUCUUAUGAAAUUCAAAUUCUAAAACUGCUGAGUCGCCUCAAUCAUAAAAACAUCGUGCGGUUACUUUACACAUUUCAGACCUGUUUUUCGCUCAUAUUCGAGUUCUUUCCACUUAAUCUUUACCAGUACUUGAAGAAGCAUCAACGAAAAAUCGCACUCGUUGAGAUUAAAAUGUUUGCAUGGCAGCUAUUCCGAGGACAGUAUCAUCUACUGCGAGUAAGUAUCUGUCAUCGUGACAUAAAGCCACAAAACCUGCUUGUCGACGAUGAAUCCGGUUUACUGAAGAUCGGCGAUUUUGGCUCUUCGGUCUUCGAGCCCAAAAAGAGCCCACAAUCCAGCUACCACGUUACAAGAUACUAUAGGCCACCGGAGCUGCUACUAGGCGCUAAAAUAUACGGCUGUGAAGUUGAUAUCUGGUCGUGCGCAUGCGUAUUUGGAGAAAUGCUUCGUGGAGCCGUGCUAUUUCCGGGAAAGAGCACCUUGAAUCAGAUUGAACUUUAUAUCGACUGCUUCGGCUUACCAACUGACCAGGAUGCCUUCGACAUGAAUAUUCCGAACAACAAAUGGAAAGAGAUACAAUCGGUAGGCAUUUCGACAAAGAGCGACGAAAUGUCCAUCUACAGUUGCAAUAUUGACGACGCACACUGGGCAGUGCAGAUCCUUCAGGAAAUGUUUGUCUACACGCCGCAUCGACGAUUGCAUGGCCAACCGCUGCUGUGUAAUCCAUUCUUCGAUGAGAUCUUCGACAAAAAUACACUGCGACCAUGUGGCAGACCAAUCACUUGUCUCAGUCGUGCAGUGCGUACUCCGAUUUUUAUAGCUAUUUUACUAUUAUCUAUCUAUUUAAAUAAACAAAUAGAUGUGCUUCCAUGCGUGAAUCAAAGACGCGGACUCAAAUGUUAA
This is a messenger RNA of Angiostrongylus costaricensis, 1041 nucleotides long. NCBI's taxonomy places the organism in Eukaryota, Metazoa, Nematoda, Chromadorea, Rhabditida, Metastrongylidae. The record is from the annotation of a GenBank genome assembly.